GUUAAACUGCCGUCUGUCUGGACCAGCACGGAUCUCAAACUGAGCUCAUUAACUGAAGCUGCGGCUUUUUAAAUGCAAAACCUCAGAGAUGCAGUUUGGGAACUCUCGGGACAAGACUUAAAUUAUACAAGGACCACUGGGCGUGCUGAAAAACAGGCUGUAAUCAAUACUUGUGCUCAUAAGAUGAAUGUCGCAGUAUUAAAAAAACACACCACCUCCGUUGGAGGAAUAAAUUGUGUUUAAUGUAGUAUUCUUGCAAAUGCAUGUCAUUUUUAUUCUGAAGAGGACGGUGCAGGGGUAGAGCUGCGUUACAGAUGAGGAACAGGGUGAGAGAGUGUGUGUGUGUGGUGGGCUCACUUCCUGUCUCUCUCUCUCUUUUUUUCUUUGCACUUCUGGGGGCGUGGAGCUGACUAAGGAGGUGCGAGAUCACAAAGAGAGAGAAACAAGAGGCAGAGAGCAGAGGACCCGGCAGACCAAACAUAGUCAUAUCUGUGAGUGCAGGAGAGAGGAGACGAAGAAAUAAAAAAGAGAGACUGACACACAAAAAGACUGAAGGGCACGCUGAGCUGCGAGGAGGACGGGGAGAAGCAGGCAGGCGCUCUUAAAAAAAGGAUGUGAGGAACGUGGAGACGGCUGGAUUUAUGACUCAUUCAGAGGCCGAUAAGACCGCAAAGGAAGAAGUGUGAAAGGACUUGGCUAUUUCUUUUCUUUUCUUAUUAAUAAGCACGUAAGCAUCUGUGGUUUUUACAGUUUGAUGGAGGACACGAACGCACUGGACCGCCGCGCUCUCGCACCUCUCUGCACGUUCCCACACAUUUAAAACUGCAGCUGUGCUCGAGUCUCCCACGGAGGGAAAAUUGAUGAGCUUAAUGAUCAACAACCCUCAGACGCGAUGAGCACCUUCUCUUCCCCCUUCGCUAACUCCUCUCUUCGAGUGUCUACCUCAGCCUUCCCCUUCUCGACCGCCCCUCUCGUCUCCACCUCUUCAGCGGUCUCCCCAAACCAGUCAGAACCGCAGUGUUCGUUUGAUGACGAGGCCCUCCGUCUGCCGCUUGCAGUCCUGUACUCCCUGUUCUUCAUCUUCGGGCUCGUGGGUAACCUCUUCGCCCUGUGGGUCUUCCUUUUCCUGCAUUCGAGUCGCAACUCCGUGCGGGUCUUCCUCAUCAACUGCGCUGUGGCUGAUCUCGUCCUGCUGGCAUGUCUGCCCUUCAGGAUUUUCUACCAUGUGAAUGGAAACAAGUGGGUGCUGGGAUACGUGGCCUGUAAGCUGGUGGGGAAUCUGUUUUACAUGAACAUGUACAUCAGCAUCACACUGCUGGGACUCAUCAGCUUGGACCGAUUCUUGAGGUUGAAGGGGAAAGGCCGAGCACGGAGAUGCAUGAGGAUGCCAAUGUUGGGGCGUGGCUGGCCGUGGAGCUGGGUGGUGUGCGGUACUCUGUGGGGUCUGUCACUGGUGGCGCUGGUGCCCAUGAUUGCCAUGGCAGAAGACAAAGAGUUCAAUGACAAAUGUUUCCAGUAUAAGCAGCGUAGCAGCAAAGCCAAAGGGAAAGCCUACUUCAACGGCGUGCUGGUGUUGUUGUUCUGGCUCGUCUUCGUCAUGCUCAUGGUGUCCUAUGGGAAGAUCGCGUCGCAGUUGCUGAGCGUGUCGCGGGAUAAGCCUGACCUCCCGAACGCACAGAGAUACAAACGAACCGCCAAAAAGUCCUUCUUUGUCCUCUUCCUGUUCACCGUCUGCUUUGCACCAUACCACGCCUUCCGCCCAUUCUACAUCCUGUCCCAGCUCAGCAGUUCAGUGACUUGCACCCAGUUGCAAAAGGUGGACCGGACCAAUGAGGUGAUGCUGUUACUUUCCGCCUUUAAUAGCUGUUUGGAUCCUGUCAUGUACUUUCUGUUGUCUGGCUCAGUGCGCAAAACUGUGCUCCAAACGCUCGGCCACCGACUGGGCAACAGGUUUCUCUUCCUAAACGACGCGACAUCCAACAGCUCGACGAUGGAGUUCAGACGACCGUCUGUGCCCAUGGGUUUACCAAACACCCCCUCAGGCACCCCCAGGUCAAGUAUCUGUGUCAUCAACUCUAACCUCCGCCGCACAGGGCUGAACGCACUUCCACCUAUUGGCCAGCAGCGAUUAAAUAAUGUCUGAACGCAGGAGAAAUGAAUAAAGGGACAUGACUCGUCAGCUGUUUGUCAAUCGAAGCAAAGCAUUUCUGCACUUCUACCUACUUCUUUUGUUAAAAUAAUAAAUAUGUUAUUACUUUUACUGAGAUAUUCUGAUUGUGUUCGUGGGAAUCACGAAUGCCUGACAAUGCUGAGUAGACGCAUGCCAGUGACUACCGGGACUGCAGUUUUCCUAAGAUCACACGCCAGGAAGAGUGUGUUUGUAAAAAUAAGUAACUGUGUAUAUUGGCAAUGAUGGACUGAAUGCAUCAGAGGAAUAAUGUUAAAACCAACAUAGGAAUAUGUUAUUUUCUAUUUUGAAAAACUAGAAUAUAAACCUUCAAAUACAUGGUUUUGUCAGUU
Messenger RNA from Larimichthys crocea (large yellow croaker), 2520 nucleotides. RefSeq names its product G protein-coupled receptor 34a (gene gpr34a). Gene Ontology annotation, biological process: G protein-coupled receptor signaling pathway. NCBI's taxonomy places the organism in Eukaryota, Metazoa, Chordata, Actinopteri, Sciaenidae. Gene Ontology annotation, molecular function: G protein-coupled purinergic nucleotide receptor activity. The transcript is spliced from 2 exons. Gene Ontology annotation, cellular component: membrane. Bases 893 to 2143 code for a protein of 416 amino acids. The record is from RefSeq and is a predicted model, not a curated record.